GCUCAGCGUGCGGCUCUCGGCUGGGCAGACUUUCUCCCUGCCUCUGCGCCAGCCGCAGGACUGCGGCCAUGCCCGUUACUUCGAUAUCUCCAGCCUGGCGUGCGGCCAGUGCGGGCCCCACCAGGGGCGGAGCGCCAGGGAAAUCGGGAUGCUCAUUCUUUGCACGUGAACUAUUUGCGAAGUGGUGGCAAGUCUCCAGUGAUCACCCAUGGAUAGUGGGGUAGUGAUGCUUCUAGAGGAAAGUGGUGAUCUAGGGAAUUUUGUCCUAAGACUUUUUGUUUUUCACAGUAGCAUAGGUAUUUCAUGUGUAUGUCUACCAGGAUUCAAGAUGGUUUCUAAUAAUGGUGGGCCUUCUGUUGUUUGUGAAAAAUGCCCAGAGAAUAUGAGUGGCGUUACUGAAGAUGGAUGGAAUUGUAUUACUUGUCCUAAAGGCUUAACUACAGAAGGAAAAUGUAAAUGCGCCAUUAAUGAAAUUUUAGUGGAAAGAGAUGUUAAUGGCAAGUUGUUGAAUGAAGCAUUGUGUAGACGCUGUGAUGCAAAUGAACCAUCAUUCUCUGCUUCAAAUGUCUUAGGAGAUAGGUGUAUAAGAUGUGAACAAACAUUCAUCAAUAUAAGCAAGUCUUGUGACUGUUCGGAGCCAAAUAUUUUGACAGGAGGGUUAUGCUUUAGUAACAGCAGAAAUUUCCCCUCAAAGCCAGUUGCAACUGUACGUUAUGGACAGCUAGGUAUAACAGUGGUAUCCGCAUGGUUUCUGAAAAACCUACAAGCAUCAGCAGCUGCUUGUUGGCUGUACUCCAAUCUAACAUCAUGCCAAGCACUUGGAAAUAUGUGUGUGAUGAACAUGAACUCGUUAAGCUCUAUCACUAGUGAUGCAUGUGGUCUGUUUCAGUAUGUCUAUGCAAAUACAGCAGGGCUAGGCACCGUUCAUUCAGUGUCCUUCUGGAGACAGAAUCUUCCAUGGCUGUACUAUGGUGACCAGCCAGGAUUAGCAUCUCAAGUACUUGAUACAACCCAGUUCCCUACAAGCUUCAGUUUUAAAGGAACAAACAAGAAUAUAAAACUGCAGCUUAUCGCAGCUUCAUAUGAUGCAGAGGGAAACUUUCUUAAAUGGCAAAAUUUGGAAGGAGGUGUCUUGCAGCUUUGUCCUGACACACUGACUAGACUGAAUGCUGCUUAUACUUUUGGAACAACUUAUCAACAAAGUUGUACAGUUUCUGUUUCCAAGAUGUUAUCGGAUUUUGCUACUCCAAUAUUUUAUGAUGUGUAUCUUGAAUAUCAUGAUGAUGAUAGUGGACAGCAAUAUCUGUGGGCCGUGCCAGUUUUAAACUUAAAUCUUCAAUACAAUGAAAUGUCUGUGAAUCAAGGCAGCAAUAUGAACAAUUGGCUUUUGACUCGUCGGAUGUUUUUGGUGGAUAGUUUAAGUGGACAAGAGAAUGACUUGGGAAGACAACCAAGAAUAAUUCGAAUUGCUAGCAAAAUAACCAUCAGUAUUCGUCUUAUUCCCAAUACUCAGAGAGGAACUAUCUAUCCCCCUCUAAUUACCAUUUCCUACAAGGAUGUUCUUGUCCAAAACCCAGAUGCCCAGAGUGUGAUGGUUUCCUUCUCAGUUAAUUAUGAAAUGAACCAAUCAGAGGCUCAAAUUCAGACAAAUAUUGCAUUGGGUGUGCUUGGUGGACUGGCAGUUUUAUGGUCUCUUCUGAAGACUGCUGGCUGGAAGAGGCGGAUAGGGAGCCCUAUAAUUGACUUGCAGACAGUUUUGAAGUUCUUGCUGUUUUAUGCUGGAGACCUUGCCAAUGUUUUCUUUAUCAUCACAAUGGGAACAGGGCUUUACUGGCUUAUUUUCUUCAAAGCACAGCAGUUUGUCUCAGUUCUUUUACCACUUCCGUCUCAAGAAGAGGAUUUUGUUACAUAUGUAGGAUGUGCUUUUGCUCUAAAGGCUCUGCAAUUUUUGCAUAAGCUGUUUUCGCAACUUACUGUAGAGGUUUUCUUUAUUGACUGGGAGCGACCUAAAGGCAAAGUCCUUAAAGCCGUUGAAGGAGAAGGUGGCAUAAAAAGUGCUGCUGCACCUGUGAGCAUAUGGAGGACAUAUUUUAUAGCAAAUGAAUGGAAUGAAAUUCAGACUGUGAGGAAGAUAAAUCCACUCUUUCAAGUGCUUGCAGUUCUUUUCUUUUUGGAGGUUGUUGGAUUUUCAAACCUGGCAUUAAUGGAUUCUUCUACAAGUCUUACAAGAAGCAGUGAGAGUUACAUAGCUCCCUGGAGUCGCAUUCUGAGAUUUGGUGUGUCUACUGUCCUCUGGCUAGUCAUUGCCAUGUUACAGAUCAUAUUCUUUGCUGUAUUUUAUGAGAGAUUUGUAGAAGAUAAGAUAAGACAAUUUGUUGAUUUGUGCUCUAUGAGCAAUAUUUCAGUAUUUCUCUUGUCACACAGAUGCUUUGGGUAUUAUAUCCAUGGUCGGUCUGUGCAUGGACACGCAGAUACCAAUAUGGAAGAAAUGAAUAUGAACCUAAAGAGAGAAGCGGAAAAUUUGUGUAGUCAAAGAGGCUUAUUACCCAACACAGAUGGCCAGACAUUUCGGAUUUCCAUUUCAAACAAGAUGAGACAGCAGUAUGAUAGGAUUCAUGAAACCCUAACAAGGAAACAUGGUCCUGCUAGACUUUUAGAUUCAUCUGCAACUACUUUUGAACAGAGUACUAAGGCAUACCAUACAAUGAACAAAUUUCUUGGCUCCUUUAUUGACCAUGUUCAUAAGGAUAUGGAUUAUAUUGUAAAGGACAAGUUGCUGCUUGAACGAAUUAUUGGCAUGGAGUUCAUGGAACCAAUGGAAAAAAGUAUCUUUUACAAUGAUGAAGGACAUUCUUUCAGUGAUGUUCUCUUUUAUGGCAAUGAGGCCACACUUCUCAUCUUCGAUAUACUGUUUUUCUCUGUUGUGGAUUUGGCUUCCCAAAGUUUUGUCCUAGCAGCUGUUCUUACAUAUUUGCAACAGGAGAUUUUUAGGUUUAUUCGUAAUACUGCUGGGCAGAAGAAUUUGGCAUCCAAAACCUUGGUGGAUGAAAGAUUUCUUAUUUAGUUGACUCAAAAGUUGAAAUACUUUGUAGAGGAGCUGAUCAUGGAAUGAAGCCGUCCUGAGCUACAGAUUAGUCUGCGGUGCUAUGUAAAUAUUAAUGUAAAUCUUUUGACUUCGAUUUCUUUUUAUUUUGUGUGCUAGAAAGUUUUGUUUUUGUAUAACUUUCAGAUGUUUGUGUUGUGAAUAGUAAACCAAAUGUCUUGAAACAAAUGGUACGUGACACCAAGUCAGUCAGAAAUCAAGCUGAGUACUGUAAUUAACACAAGAUAAAAUCCAUUUAUUGCCUUCAGUGAGGGUAUAUGCCAUUUCUUUUUAAGGAGAUAAUUUCAGUGCUUCUGUUGCUGACUGGGGUCAUAGUUUUCCUCAUAUAUACAUGUUUCCAAAAUAGCUUAAAGAAAUUAUCCCUUAUUUUCAGAAUUUACUAUGAAAUACAAUAUUCAUCAAAUGUAUUUCAGGUUCACCACAAAUGGGGAUCUGCCCUGAAUUCCUAACUACUAUUUAAACAAAUACUUAGAAGACCUUUGAGACUAAGUAGUUGAAUGUUUCUCACUUAUCUAAAACAACUUCAAUGUGAAAGUUUAAACUGUGUGAUUGCUGAUGUGGUUUGAUCCGCUUUAGCCCACCCUUUGGGUUUGUCUAAUGUAUCAUUGGGGCAGUAUUGCUUUUUUUUUUCUUUCUGCACUGAUUGCACAUAACAGCACAUGUGUGUUUGAACGUUUGGUAGUCUCACAACCAUAGAGCUGUGUGGCCCAGUGAAAAGGGCAAAGGAUGGAGAUGCAGGAGGCCUUGAUUGUAUUCCUGAUCUUCUGUGGAAUUAAUGUUACCUUGAGCAGGUCACUUAACUGCUCUGUGCAUAUUUUCAUAGCCGUGAAAUUGGGGCACUGAUACUUAUCUUUUUUGAACUGCUUUGAGAUGCUCUGUGGAUGGAAAGGACUGUGCAAGUGCCUAUUCUUAUAUUAUUGUUUUAAUAUAUUCCCCGAUUAUCUCAUUUUCUGACAUCAUUCCCUCACGAUUUAACAUAGUGACCAUAUCCCACAUAAACUACUUCAGCCAUUGGAAUGUAAUCAGCUGAAUAGUUGUUAAAAUGCUGCUUACUAAAGGUUCAGGGAGAUUUUCAAAGGCUAAAGGGGCAGGUGAGUGCCUAAUCCCCAGUUGUGCCUUUGAAAAGUCUCCCUGCCAGUGUGUUUUAGAAUAACAUUUGUUUUUUAGUAAAUGAUUACUCCACUGCAUGGUAUCACAGUUUCAUAGCCACGCUACUUGUCUUAAGAUAAUUCAGCAGGGAACAUGCAUCUGCAAAAAACAUAAAGAUCCAAGUUCAGAAAAGCAUCUCUAUUUAAGAAUAGCACUUUAGUAGCAUUUAAGACAAUGGGACUUAAGCAGAUGUUUAAUUUUAAAUGUGCUUAUCUGACCCAGGGCCAACAUACCGUAUAGAGGUAUUUUAUUUGAGAUUCUUCUUACCUACAUAAAGAGGAAGAUGGCUAUUAUGGUGCCAUAUCAUGUCUUUAAGCUGUGGUUACCAUAGAUUUAAGUCUCAAAGCCAUUACAGAUCCGGUAUGCUUACUUUUGGUUUGCAAAAACAAAUGCUGCUUGCUAAUUCAGAAUAGUUACCAUUAACUGGUAAAAUGUUCGCAAAAAGAAAAGGAGGACUUGUGGCACCUAAGAGACUAACAAAUUUAUUUGAGCAUAAGCUUUCGUGAGCACACAGCUUAUGCUCAGAUACAUUUGUUAGUCUCUAAGGUGCCACAAGUCCUCCUUUUCUUUUUGCGAAUACAGACUAACACGGCUGCUACUCUGAAACCUGGUAAAAUGUUGUGACUCUCCUGAGGUCACGGCGGAGUUAGAUAGCAUAAUCUGAGGGUCUGACUUUCAGUAGGGCAUCCAUUUAUUGACAUGCAGCUUAUCACAAGUCUGUAUCUCCAUACACACCUUCUGUGCACUAACACCUGUUCACACAGAUAACUGAUACUAAUACUGUAUAUGUACGCACAGUACUUUGUUCGGCAUGUUUUGUCGUAAAGAGUUUUCAGUGCAAAAAUUCCAAUACCUGUGUGAACAAGUGUUAGUUGACAAAACUGUGUGUGCUGGUGUGGACAAAUUGGAGGCCAAAGCCUGGAAAUCAGGUACAGUAACUAGGGCUCACUGUGGCUUGGUUUGUUGUUAUUGUUGUUAUGAUAGUUUUAAAGCAUGGUUCUCCUCUGAAUAGUGGCUGUAUAAAUGACAUUGUAGUGUUCUGCGGUGGUGUGUCUCAAUAAUUUCUUUAUGAAAUGUGCUCCACUGAAAAGUAGAAAAAAAAUCUUUAUAACUUCCAACUCUGCAAACUGAGCCUUUUGCCAUCUUAUGCAUCAUGGCCAGUAAUAAAAAUUCUGCAAUCCAAAUUUAUGCCCUCAUGAGACCUGUGCAGCCCCAUUGCCUUGAAUGCCUUUGCACAUGUAUAACUUAGCAGAUCUUAAUAAACAAUUCUGUUGCUGAGGUACAAGAUGGUCUUGUACAAGAUGGUAGCUCACUGAGUCUUGACCAACGCAAGACCAACCACAGGCUAACAGGCGUGAAAAGCUCUAGGAACUAAUUUUUGUCACUAAAAUGAGCAAAUAGACCUUGAAUGCAUGCAGUGCAGAUCUGUUGUAUAAGAAAGUGCUGUUUUUAUAUAAAAAGAAAAGGAGUACUAGUGGCACCUUAGAGACUAACCAA
Messenger RNA from Caretta caretta (loggerhead turtle), 5749 nucleotides. It is a transcript of the gene TMEM67, whose product is annotated as transmembrane protein 67. NCBI's taxonomy places the organism in Eukaryota, Metazoa, Chordata, Testudines, Cheloniidae. The record is from RefSeq and is a predicted model, not a curated record. Gene Ontology annotation, cellular component: ciliary transition zone; MKS complex. Gene Ontology annotation, biological process: cilium assembly.